Hibiscus syriacus is the source of this 281-nucleotide messenger RNA. RefSeq lists its product as uncharacterized. The transcript has 3 exons. The coding region runs from base 120 to 281 and encodes 53 amino acids. The record is from RefSeq and is a predicted model, not a curated record. NCBI's taxonomy places the organism in Eukaryota, Viridiplantae, Streptophyta, Magnoliopsida, Malvales, Malvaceae.
UUUUCUUUCAUCUCCUUGGCUUAGCAAAUCUCAUAGGAGCUCCGCUUUCUCGAUCCGAUCACUGGAGCGGUCAUUAACGUUACCGUCGAAGCGGUCUGCAUUCGUGAGGCGUUAGAGAUAUGAACUGGGUUCAGCGUAAGAUCUAUCUCUACAAUGUCACCUUUGGACUCUACAUGCUGGAUUGGUGGGAACGUUACCUUUUCAACACGUUGGUGAUUGUGUUGAUGUGGUUUCUCUUCUACAACAGCUCACGAUACGUAACUGAGUUCUGCAAAAGGUAG